GUCCGGACUGCAAGCCUGCACUGUGCUGAGAGAGAGAUGACUUGAGUGGCCAGCAUCUUUUUUUUUUUUUUUUUAAGCUCCACAACAAUGUCUAUGAACAAUUCCAAACAGCCAGUAUCUCCUGCAGCUGGGCUCCUUUCCAAUACAACUUGCCAGACGGACAACCGGUUUUCGGUAUUUUUUUCAAUCAUCUUCAUGACAGUGGGAAUUUUAUCAAACAGCCUUGCCAUUGCUAUUCUCAUGAAGGCCUAUCAGAGAUUUAGACAGAAGUCCAAGGCAUCGUUUCUACUUUUGGCCAGUGCCCUGGUAAUCACAGACUUCUUUGGCCACCUCAUCAAUGGAGCUAUAGCAGUCUUUGUGUAUGCUUCUGAUAAAGACUGGAUCCGCUUUGACCAGUCGAACAUCCUUUGCAGUAUUUUUGGUAUCUGCAUGGUAUUCUCUGGUCUAUGUCCUCUUUUUCUAGGCAGUGUGAUGGCCAUUGAGCGAUGUAUUGGAGUCACCAAGCCAAUAUUUCAUUCUACGAAAAUCACAUCCAAACAUGUGAAAAUGAUGUUGAGUGGAGUGUGCUUGUUUGCUGUUUUCAUAGCUUUGCUACCCAUCCUUGGGCAUCGAAACUAUAAAAUUCAAGCAUCGAGGACCUGGUGUUUCUACAAAACAGAGCACAUCAAAGACUGGGAAGAUAGGUUUUACCUUCUACUCUUUUCUUUUCUGGGGCUCUUAGCCCUUGGCGUUUCAUUCUUGUGCAAUGCCAUCACAGGAAUUACACUUUUAAGAGUUAAAUUUAAAAGUCAGCAGCACCGACAAGGCAGGUCUCAUCAUUUUGAAAUGGUCAUCCAGCUCCUGGCUAUUAUGUGUGUCUCCUGCAUUUGCUGGAGUCCAUUUCUGGGGCAGAGGAUAAUUUUGAUUUGGGAAAAGAAGAGUAAAGCCUAUGAAAAGUAA
This is a messenger RNA of Enhydra lutris kenyoni (northern sea otter), 939 nucleotides long. Its product is annotated as prostaglandin F2-alpha receptor-like. Gene Ontology annotation, cellular component: plasma membrane. NCBI's taxonomy places the organism in Eukaryota, Metazoa, Chordata, Mammalia, Carnivora, Mustelidae. The record is from RefSeq and is a predicted model, not a curated record. Bases 88 to 939 code for a protein of 283 amino acids. Gene Ontology annotation, biological process: adenylate cyclase-activating G protein-coupled receptor signaling pathway; inflammatory response; positive regulation of cytosolic calcium ion concentration. The transcript has 2 exons. Gene Ontology annotation, molecular function: prostaglandin F receptor activity.